This is a messenger RNA of Branchiostoma belcheri (Belcher's lancelet), 1167 nucleotides long. RefSeq lists its product as uncharacterized. The coding region runs from base 1 to 1167 and encodes 388 amino acids. The transcript has 2 exons. NCBI's taxonomy places the organism in Eukaryota, Metazoa, Chordata, Leptocardii, Amphioxiformes, Branchiostomatidae. The record is from RefSeq and is a predicted model, not a curated record.
AUGGCGACCGCCGAAGGAGCAAGGGGACUCCACCCGUCGAUGAACUGGGACGAAGACGAUCUCAUCGGAGCCUUCCAGAAGUUCAAACAAAAAGCUGAUCUGUGCUUCAAAAGCUUCCUCAAGGAAACUACACCGGAACAGAAGAGAAGAGAGAGUAGCUCAGAGGAAGAGUCUCUUACAAUUGGAACCAUCCAUGUCCAUGAACUGGAACAUGACAAACAGAAAGAUGAGGCGUACACAACACUGCAGAUCAAGAAGAAAAUAGGCAAAAAGAGAAUGAACAUCAAGCUCAGACUGAAAAUUGAUACAGGAGCUCAAAGUAACAUCUUGCCAAUAGAACAGUAUAGCAAAAUAUUCCCAGAGAACAUCACCAAAGACGGAGUGGUAAAGAAGGGAAUACUGACGCCCAGCAGCACAAUAUUAACAGCGUAUGGGGGUGCAAAGAUUCCACAUCUGGGAAAAGCUAUCAUUGAAGGGAAACACAAUGGAAGAGAUGUCAGAUGUUGUUUCUACAUCACCAUGUCACAAGGACCAGCUAUCCUUGGGUUGAAGGCGUGUCAACAGAUGAACGUCAUCAAAAUCAACCACGAAGUGAAGUCGACACAGAGAAUCGACAGUGAAGUGCCCAUCAAGGAUCGACCACCCAUUAACAACAAGGCCGAUCUAUUUGCCAUGUAUCCUGAUUGUUUUGAUGAUACUGUAGGCUGUUUUGAGGGGGAGUAUCACAUAACAGUAGACCCAACUGCGAAGCCUGUUGUCCACCCUCCACGUCGUGUACCUCUUGAACUAAAAGAGAGGCUAAAAGACCAACUGAUGGAGAUGCAAGACAGAGGCAUAAUCAGCGCAGUGACCCAACCGACAGACUGGGUGAACUCGAUCAUAAUAAAGGAGAAGCCAAAUGGCAAGCUGCGCAUCUGCUUGGAUCCCCGUGAUUUAAACAAUGCAUUAAAGAGGGACCACUACCCGACCCCGACACUGGAAGAAAUCACACCCGCCAUGUCAGGAGCACAAGUAUUCAGUAAGCUUGAUGCAAGCAAUGGUUACUGGAAUAUCAAGCUAGAUGAAGAGUCAUCACUCCUGACGACCUUCAACAGCCCAUAUGGCAGGUUUAAGUUCAACCGCUUGCCAUUCGGCCUCCGGGUAUCACAAGAUGUCUUCCAUCGAUGA